Cheilinus undulatus (humphead wrasse) is the source of this 1677-nucleotide messenger RNA. It is a transcript of the gene acot7, whose product is annotated as acyl-CoA thioesterase 7. NCBI's taxonomy places the organism in Eukaryota, Metazoa, Chordata, Actinopteri, Labriformes, Labridae. Bases 252 to 1310 code for a protein of 352 amino acids. Gene Ontology annotation, molecular function: long-chain fatty acyl-CoA binding. The record is from RefSeq and is a predicted model, not a curated record. Gene Ontology annotation, cellular component: nucleoplasm; extracellular exosome; cytosol. Gene Ontology annotation, biological process: acyl-CoA metabolic process; palmitic acid biosynthetic process. The transcript is spliced from 10 exons.
CAUCCCACAUAAACUCCCGUUGUUGUUUCUGAUGCUAAGUUUAAAUUAACUUAAAGUUCAUCCUGUGUAAAGCCACUCGGAUAAAGAGUGCAUUAGCACCAACAUUGAACAUCGUUCUUAAAUACAUAUGUGUAUAAUUUUCCACUAGAUGAGUCAGCCCCAGUGAGCUUCCGCGGCGGGCACCAAAGAGGUUUGGUCUCCAGUCCUUAUAACAAGAGACCAACAAGCUGCGGGACCUCCUAAUCGUCACCAUGUCGGUAACCGCGCCGGCGCGCGAAGCGGCAUCCACGCUUCAACUGUGCAGGAUCAUGGGGCCAAAUGAUGCCAACAUUGUGGGCAACGUCCAUGGGGGCAUCAUCCUUAAGAUGAUUGAGGAAGCGGGAUGCAUUGUAAGCACGCGGCACUGCAACACACAGAACGGGGACCGCUGUUUGGCUGUUCUAGUACGAGUUGAGAAGACAGAGUUCCUGUCCCCUGUGUUCAUUGGAGAAGUCACCCAUGUCACUGCUGAGAUCACUUACACCUCAAAACACUCACUGGAGGUGCAGGUCAAUGUAAUGGCAGAAAACAUCCUCACAGGUACCAAGAAGCUGGCCAACAAGGCAGCACUGUGGUACGUCCCCUGUUCUCUGCAGAAUGUUGAGAAGAUCUUGGAGGUUCCCCCACUAAAGUAUGCCAGUGUGGAACAAGAGGAGGAGGGCAGAAAACGCUACGAGGCUCAGAAGUUGGAGAGACUGGAGACCAAAGCAAGGGUUGAAGAGGUGCUGCCACCUCCACCCAACCCAGAGGAUCCACCGAAAGAACAACACACUAUUGGCUUCAGUCAGUCCAGUCUGAUCCAUUUGGUGGGCCCAUCUGACUGCACACUCCACGACUAUGUUCAAGGAGGUGUGACCAUGAAACUGAUGGACGAGGUGGCCGGUAUUGUUGCAGCUCGCCACUGCAACACCAACAUUGUCACUGCCUCUGUGGAUGCCAUCAACUUCCAUCGCAAGAUCAAGAAAGGCUGCGUGGUGACAGUGACAGGUCGGCUCACAUUCGUCAGUAAUAGAUCAAUGGAAAUUGAAGUGUUUGUUGAUGCAACUUCUCUGGUGGAGGCCGAGAAAGGAAGAUACCGUGCAGUCUCAGCCUUCUUCACUUUCAUCUCCCUGGACAAGAGCAACAGGCCUCUUCCUGUCCCUCCUCUGAAGAUCAAUGGAGAGGAGGAGCAAAGGCGUGCAGAGGAGGGUAAGGCGCGUUACCUCCAGAAUAAAGCAAAGAGGCAGGCAGAAAAGGAGCGCCAGAUUGCUGCUACUGCUCACCAACGUUAAACCCCACCACCAACAGUAUAACCCACGGCACACCUGCAGUAAAACCCUAUAAAAAUCUAGUCUCCUAUUGUGUAAUUGUAGCCUCCUUUUAAACCUGAACCUGUGACUAUUAUUUUUCUGUAAAGCACACCAAAGUGUCCACAUUGAGCUGAGUAUAUGUCAAAGUAAUCCAUUAUUUUUGGGGAGAUCUUUAUUAAGCUAUAGUUUGAAGCAAUUUCAUUGUCAGUGCAAGUAAGAUUUCUAUUUUGUUGUAGGAAUAUUUUAGGGUGAAGACUUUAUGAUAAAUGUGAAUGCAACGCAAAAAUUUGAGUGCGAGAAAAUGAUGAAUAAGUGAGUGAAAAAUAAUGAAUAAAAGAUCCAAGUGUGA